Sabethes cyaneus is the source of this 1012-nucleotide messenger RNA. RefSeq lists its product as uncharacterized. The coding region runs from base 91 to 864 and encodes 257 amino acids. The record is from RefSeq and is a predicted model, not a curated record. Lineage: Eukaryota; Metazoa; Arthropoda; Insecta; Diptera; Culicidae. The transcript is spliced from 4 exons.
CGUCCGAAGGGAGUGUUGUUGCGUCUGGCUGGGCGAUAGUGUGUGAUAAGCGGGUUUGGUUUCGUGAAGCAAGCGACAACGGAGUGCAAUAUGAUGCCAUCUGGGAAGCUCGGUCCGGUGACGUUUGCGGUUGUGACGCCGCUGCUGCUACUGGCAGGAAUUCUAACGGUUGCCGACGGAUCUCCGCGAGCCGAAAACAGUAAUGCUUGCUUGCGGCAUUCAUCAUCCCUAAACAAAUGCAUCGAAAGUGCGAUCCAGUAUUACAUUACCUACAUGUCGAAUGGAAAAAUAUCCGAUCGAAACCAAGUCAUGUCCAUUGACCCGCUCGCCUUCCCCGACGUCACUCUGGUACGAAACCAAAACAUUCAAACCUAUUUCCUGACCAGAGAGAUGCGGGGCUUCAAGAAUUCGUUCGUAACGGAUGUCAAGGCAGAUCUUAACAAGCUUGAAUUUUCGCUGCAAUUCCACAUGCCCGCACUGGACGUUCACGGUUCGUAUCGAGCGGAGCUCGUAAAUAAAAAACAAAUCGCCGAAUGGGCCAAAAUGUUUUCUUCUCUUCGUAACUCCACGCUUCGAAUGCACCUCAAGGGAAUGACCUACGAGAAAGAGGAUCGGAUAUACGUUCGGGUAAAUAUUACCGAUUUUGAUCUGACGAUCGGCGACCAUACCGUCGGAUUCGGCUGGUUCACCAUGAGUGGCAACUAUUCGGAGUACAGCCAAAGUUUCGAUCUGGAGCGGGGCCGAAACAUCCUGUCGAUCGUGGAGAACGAAUUCACCAAAGCGUUCCGGGAGAAGUUCCAACUGCUGCUGGACGAUAUCCUGCGGCUAGCUCCGUUCGAGCAGUUCUUUCCCAGCCAACAGUAGCGAAUCGGUCGUUAUCAGUGGUCCACACAAAACCUGCUGUAAGGGCGAUGUAAAUAGAGCUUUAUUUGUAUCAAUAAAUAAUAUUUAUUUUUGUACCCCGUCGGUUCACUAUUAUGAACUAUUAUCAACCUGAAUGUGUAAAAAUUUC